GGGGGCGGCUCCGGCUCGGGCUGGUUGGGAAGGGUUAAAGAGGCGAGUUUGUGGGUCGCCGACGGUCCGGCUGCCCCCGCCUCCUUCCGUCUGAUCCGCGCUCUCCCGCGGCUGCGCCGGCUCGGCCGCCCGGGAGACAAAGCACCGCCGCUGCCGCCGCCUCAACCGAGCAGGUCCCGGGCCAUGGCCGGGCCGCUCCCCGGCUCCGCGUCUCCCGUCCCGCCACUGCUGCCGUCGCCCUAGGCCGCGCCGUGAGGUUUUUGAGCACCAACUACAUGCCAGGCACUGGAAUUCAGACAAAGAACCUCUGCCCUCCUAGAGCAGGCAAAAAUGACCCAGAUGUGGAAGCAGAGGCCCAGAGGGGCUUAAAGCUUGCCCGGGGUCACACAGCCUGGACACUACAGAGCUGACAUUUGAACCCAGAGAAGAGCCAGCUGAAACCAGAACUGAGCAGAGGGCAGGGAAGUGAGCAGUGGCCUGAGAGGUCCCGAGCCCCCAGGCCCCGCCGCCAUGAAGUUGAACGAGCGCAGCCUGGCCUUCUACGCCACCUGCGACGCCCCGGCCGACAACGCGGGCUUCCUGUACAAGAAGGGCGGCCGGCACGCGGCCUACCACCGCCGCUGGUUUGUGCUGCGCGGCAACAUGCUCUUCUACUUCGAGGACGCGGCCAGCCGUGAGCCCGUGGGCGUCAUCAUCCUGGAGGGCUGCACCGUGGAGCUGGUGGAGGCGGCCGAGGAGUUCGCCUUCGCCGUGCGCUUCGCUGGGGCCCGGGCCCGCGCCUACGUGCUGGCGGCCGAGAGCCAGGCCGCCAUGGAGGGCUGGGUGAAGGCGCUGUCGCGGGCCAGCUUCGACUACCUGCGGCUGGUGGUGCGCGAGCUGGAGCAGCAGCUGGCGGCCGUGCGCGCAGGCGGCGGCCCAGUUCCGCCCCGUCGACCCCGCGCGCUCCCGCCCAAAGAGAACGGCUGUGCCGUGUGGAGUGCGGAGACGCCCGCCGCCCCCGGCCCCGGCCCCGGCCCCGCCCCCGCCGGUGCCGCCCCCAGCCCCCGGCCGGGCCUCGAGCCCCCGCCACUGCCGCCCCGCCGGCGGGCCUCGGCGCCCAACGGGCCUGUCGACUCGACCUCCUUCGCCCAGCUGCACGAGUGGUACGGGCAGGAGGUCAGGGCGCUGAGGAGCCAGUGGCUCCGCAGCCAGGCCCAGCCCUGAGGAUAGGGCUGAGGGCCGGAACCAAGGGGAAGCGGUCAAGAGCAGCCCUGAGGUCAGCACUGGCCCUGGUUCUGGUGCCACUCCAGCCCCAGGCCCUGCUGUGACAGGCCCAGCCCUGAGACACGGGGACCUGGCCCUGAGGGCAGUCGCAGUCGGACUGAGCCCGGAGGUCCCUGCCUGGUCUGCUCUCGGGGACUCAGGCUCUGAGAAGAUGCUGGGUUCUGAGGGGGUGCUUUGGGACCUCUGUCAUUCAGAGAAAGCCCAGCCGUGAGGAGGCCAUCGUGCCUGACCCUCAGGAGAAUCCAGGCCCUGGGUGAUCCUCAAGCAGCCGGAGGGCGGGUUUUGUGGGAACUCUAGCCCCCAACCCAGCCCUGCAGGUGCCUCGGUCGCCUGUCCCGAAUCGCCUAGCAGAGGCUUGUUGCUGGCAACAGGCCUCCACUGGGGCAGCUGGGACCUGUGAGGAUCUGUGGCCUGGAAGGCACAUGCCCAGUCAGCGCUGGUCCAGAGGCUCCAGACUGGCCUCGCGCGGACAGGAGGCCGGGCUGUGCUACACCGCACCUGGGCCUGACCCUCUGGCUCCAGGGCCCGCCGGAGGAGCUGCCUGGCUGCUGGCCGCCGGCUGCCUCCGUAAGCGUGGGCUUUCCUGUGUGCCCAGCACCGUGAGAUGGCCUGGUCCCCGGGGCUCCCGGCCCGGAGUGAGGCCGAGGCAGGACUUUCCCCCCGGGGCCUCAGCCAGGCCUUGGGGUGGUGCUCCUGGGACAGUAGCGGCCCUCUGGCCUUGGGCCAUGUCUGUGCUCCUGUGGCAGCUCUCACGCUCUCCCAACACUCCUUAACCACAUCCUGUCUUUUCCCGAAGCCAGCUCUCCCACCCCCAGCCUGGGGCAGGGCCUCUCAGGAGCUCGCCUGACCUUGUCCAGGCCUGGGCUGGGCAGCUGUGGCCUGAGCUGACUUUCCAGCAGGUUGCCCUAGGGAGGGGCCAUGAGCUGACUCACAGCCCAGAAAGGGCCCAGGUGCCAAUCUGAUAGGGACAAAGAAGCAGCUGCAAAGCCGUAUUUGGCUUCCAGAACCCUCUCCCUCCAUCGCAGCCCCUCUCUGAGCUCACAGACUCAGCCCCCUUCUCGCCCACAAUGUUCCAAGAGGGAGACCAGGUCUCGCUUUGCUUCGAGACCAGCUUCUGUUUUUCACUCACUACAGUGGCCAUUCUUCAUCCAGGGAGAAUCUCAGGGGGCUGGGGCACCCCUGGCCCUCAAGCUGGGUCAUGUUUACAGUCCUCAGUGCCCCCAAGUUGGGACCCCCUGAGGACACCCCUGCCCUAAUCUUUACUUCCCCGGAGGCUCCCUCUUGGUGACAGACAGACUUGGCCCUUAGCCCCUUCCUGCUGCCUUUGGAGACCUUGGGGCUUGGGGAAGAAUGGGGGGCUGUCUGUGUGUCUGCAAUCACCAGCUCACUGCUGGCUCAGUUGACUGGAGCUUCAGUUUUAAUUUAAAUACUUCGGGUGUUUUUUUUCCUAGCAACAAAGCUUGGUGUUUCACUGCUUUUGUUUCUUGUUGGCUGGUGGGAAGGGAUAGGGUGUCCUGGUUCUGGGUUUGGCCAGUGAGGGAGGGGGGAUAGUUGGCACUGCCCCCAGGGAGAGGGCAAGGAGCUUUGGCUGGAGACAAAGGAACCUCAAGAAUCUCACCUGGUUCUUUGCCUUCUCCCUGGCAAGCCCUACUCUCCUGCAGGUGCUCUGGGGGUCUUGGUACGCUUUCCAUGCCCCUCUUCCUCAAGUCCUCAGUGGUGGGGAUGGGGAUGGCAGCUCUUGUCCAUAGGCUUUGGGUCUCAGGGGGUGUUAGGAACUACCCAAUGCCCAUGUCCUGGCCAGACCUAGAUGGUGUGGUGAGGUGUUGGCCCCAGUCCUGGUGUACGUUUACAAGCACUAAAGGUACAAUCUCCCCCCACCCACCCCCAAAGCACAACCUGCGUCAGGCUGCCUCCGGGGUUGGGCGGGGGAGAGAUAUCAGGCAGCCUGGGAGAGGGAUAUAAAGGCUAAAAUAAAAUAAACAAAGGUUUGUCAAGUAAUGGCUGGUUAUAUCAUUCUUUUCCCCCCAUCAAAGUCCUGGAUUGAUUUGCCUGGCAGAUC
Balaenoptera musculus (blue whale) is the source of this 3322-nucleotide messenger RNA. RefSeq names its product PH domain containing endocytic trafficking adaptor 1 (gene PHETA1). Gene Ontology annotation, biological process: endosome organization; retrograde transport, endosome to Golgi; receptor recycling. The coding region runs from base 511 to 1203 and encodes 230 amino acids. NCBI's taxonomy places the organism in Eukaryota, Metazoa, Chordata, Mammalia, Artiodactyla, Balaenopteridae. The record is from RefSeq and is a predicted model, not a curated record. Gene Ontology annotation, cellular component: trans-Golgi network; early endosome; recycling endosome. The transcript is spliced from 4 exons.